Molecule: messenger RNA, 1466 nt
Organism: Portunus trituberculatus (swimming crab)
Lineage: Eukaryota; Metazoa; Arthropoda; Malacostraca; Decapoda; Portunidae
Product: transmembrane protein 164-like
Exons: 9
Coding region: 78-1124 (348 amino acids)
Source: RefSeq, a predicted model, not a curated record
GAGAGAGAGCGAGAGGAGCAGGCGGUGGGCGAAGCGGGCGAAACUUAAGGCACAUAUUCCUACAUUUUAUCAUCUGGAUGGCGCUGAGUGGCCGUUACACCUGGGAGAACGUUCUGGACUGGGGUUAUGGCGGAGUUGAUCCCAAUAUACCUGGAAAUGGGGGCCCUCAAUGUGCUUCCUUUCUGUCACUACAUAGAAGACUGCUGGAGACGCUGCUGGGAUGUGCAGUGCCCCUGUUCUAUGUGUUCUGGGGCUACUCUAACAUCACCUGCCCUGCCUCCUAUAAGCUUGUAAGGAAGGACCGAGGGGGCAAGAGGGCUCUUCUAGUGUUAGUGUCAAUGAUUUUUGGCACGGAGAUUGGUUUCAAAUUAUCCAGCAAACAGAUUAUCUACCUGCUCAACCCCUGCCAUGUCACCACUGCUAUACAGAUCUACCUCCUGGCAGCCCCCCCAAGCCGAUUCGUGACAGCUGUUUUCCGAGUCCACCUCAAUUUCCUGAACGGUGCGGUCCUGGCUCUCAUCUUCCCCGUCACAAACUCCCGCCAGCUUCCCUUUGAGAUGGAGAUGUACUGGGUGGAACACGUAAUGAUGCUGGUCACCCCAUACUACCUGCUGCGGCUUGGGGGUGUGUACACAGUGGAGGACCAGUGGGACAUGAGCUGGACCAUCAUGUCUCUUGGAAUUCUACUCAUAUACCACUUCCUGCCUCUACAGCUUAUUGGCAUGCUGUCUCAAGUGAACCUAAACAACAUGCUGUGCCCGGCCAUCAGCGACCCGUUUUAUGGCCCAAACUAUCGGAUAGCGGCCAUGCUCCAUCAGUCCCUCUGUGUGCCUCUCAUUAGCAAGACCUUCUGUUUUGUGGCCAAUUUUUUCAUCACCAAGUUUCCGCCCACCAAGAUCAAGGACACACUUGCCCUGGAUGUCACAAUGAGCGGUUAUGACCAACGCCACGACCUCACCUACACCCCCCCUCCCUCCCCCUCCACAACCCCCCCUCCCUGCUGCACCGCCACCCAGGGAGGACCGAGGAGGGAGGGGGACUCGACUGACCACCACCACCACCACCACCACACCACCAGCACCACCACCACCACCACCCACCGCAGAACAAAAAGUUGCAGGUGAAGCAGACAGUUGAACACCAGCGACUGUUUCCCUUCAACGGGCAGCAACUGGGCCCCGGUGGUAACUCAGCUGGAAACGUGGAGCCGUUUGAGUGUGUCCCCGAGUGCCAACACAGACAGCUUCUCAGGACGAAUGCAAGAUUGGUUAUGAAAUAUUGCCCAACAUUAAAUGGCAUCAGCUUGGUGAAGACCACCCUGGACAGACUACACAGUCCUUAUGAGCCGCUGAGCCACACUCGGACACUCCAACGCUUUACCACUUUUAGAGUCACCAAUCAAGUGGGCCUUUUUUUUAAUAUUUCAUUUUAUUUUAUUUUUUGCCCUUGGCUGGCUUUCUCCUCCA